AUGCCUGGCGUUCCAUCCGGUCGGGGCUGCGAGGCUUGUCGGAGACAGAAGAAAAAGUGUGACCAAACGAAACCGAUCUGUUCGCGAUGCUCACGUCUCAACAUCCCGUGCAUCGGCAGCGGACAACGCCGCUACAAAUUCAAAGACCAGAUGGUCGUCUGGAGCGACUCGUCCGCUCGUCGCACCACCACCACCACCACCAUGACGCGAUGGGACACAAGAGACGUCCCACGCUCACCUCAAAACGAGAUGACGACCGCGACGACAGCCAUGGCCACGCUCCUGAACAUGUCCGACGUGCGCUAUGAAGUCAUCUACUACGGCGAGUUCCUAAAAGAUCUACCGCGACGACUCGGUAGUAAUGCGGUGCUGGACGCGUCCGUCAUGGCGUUUACACAGGGCUAUUCGUCGAUUCACACGCAUCGACCGUCGCCCGAGGCGUUGAGUAGCUAUGUGCAUGCGUUGAAGACGCUGCGGUUCACGCUGGAGGAUCCGGCGAAGACGCGCACGGCGGAGACCCUGUGUGGGAUUUAUCUGAUUAUGAUUUGCCAGAGCUGGCUUGGCAAGCAAGACGAUAACUAUGUCAGUCACGGGGAAGCGAUGGCCCAUUUAUUGAGCAUGGCCGUGACGCAGGACUGGCAAGGGGGAUUUCUCAAGGAAAUGCUCCUGACCUUUUCAGUCCCGGUGAUCCUCGAAAGCACAUUCAACCCACGCAUAAAAAUCGAACCGUGGUUCUCCAUCUUCUGCGACAAGUACUUUCCCCCUCGACCUUCCAAAGCAAGCCCCUUCCCCAGCCUCAUGUUCCGCAACCUCGCCAGCAUGCCACAAUUCAUCCGCUCACCAGAACAACACGUCUUCGAGAUCGAAGCCACCUACACAGCCAUGCGCGCCGACAUGUCUCGCCUGCGAGAGCUCCUGAACGAAACAUCCACGAAACUAUUCCCCACGCCGGACGCUCCGGACCCGGGCAUCCUCGCCAUGCGAACCUUGACGCGGUACCAAGCGGCGUACGGCAUCCUCAUGGCACUAGGGAUCAUGCUGAAUCGGAUCCUGAGCGAGUUCGACCCCGACGACGCUAAUCUCGCCGCGGACGGGGUGUAUAUCUUCGACGAGAUGAUGAUCCUGGCGUGUGAGGCGGCGCGACACAGACCGUUAGGGUCAGCAUAUAUGCCGCUUUGCUUAGCGUCGGCGUGGGGUGCGACGACGGAUCCGAUGAAGAAAGCCCAGGCGAUGGCGAUAUUAGAGGAGUAUCAGAAGGAUUUCAGCGAAGCGAACUGGUUGGCUGGGGGCGUGUGGUUGUCGAAGAAGUUUGAUAGUUUGAGGAGGAAGUUAGGGCCGGAGGGGGUUUCUGGAAGGGUGAUCGGUGUGUAG
Messenger RNA from Aspergillus affinis, 1371 nucleotides. Its product is annotated as Zn(II)2Cys6 transcription factor domain-containing protein. Gene Ontology annotation, molecular function: DNA-binding transcription factor activity, RNA polymerase II-specific; zinc ion binding. The record is from RefSeq and is a predicted model, not a curated record. Gene Ontology annotation, biological process: regulation of DNA-templated transcription. Lineage: Eukaryota; Fungi; Ascomycota; Eurotiomycetes; Eurotiales; Aspergillaceae. The transcript is spliced from 4 exons. The coding region runs from base 1 to 1371 and encodes 456 amino acids.